Planococcus citri (citrus mealybug) is the source of this 6684-nucleotide messenger RNA. RefSeq names its product fatty acid synthase-like. NCBI's taxonomy places the organism in Eukaryota, Metazoa, Arthropoda, Insecta, Hemiptera, Pseudococcidae. Gene Ontology annotation, biological process: fatty acid biosynthetic process. The coding region runs from base 1 to 6684 and encodes 2227 amino acids. The record is from RefSeq and is a predicted model, not a curated record. Gene Ontology annotation, molecular function: fatty acid synthase activity; oxidoreductase activity. The transcript has 32 exons.
AUGGACGAUCCAGAGAGCAUUGUGAUUUCAGGAAUAUCAGGAGUAUUUCCGAGCAGUGAGAAUAUGGAACGGUUGAAAGAAAAUUUACUAUCUGGAAAAGAUAUGAUUCAACCGGUCGACAGAUAUGGCGUCAGACCCAGUUGUGGUGUGAAUACAGCAUGUUCAUCAUCUAUGUACGCUCUCGAUAUGGCGAUUAAAUUUAUUCAGUCUGGUCAAUGUGAAGCAGCGAUCGUUUGUUCGACCAAUUUCUGUUUUGCCUCUUCAGAAUAUAUGAUAUCAAAUCCAGUCAUAAGCAAGGCUGGAAUUUCAGCACCGUUUGAUGCCGAUGGUACGUAUACCUACCUCAACAUUUCAUUUAAUCAUGCGUUCAACGCCCGAUCUACUGCAUUGCUAUUUAAUAAAUUUACAUUUUUGCUAGGCGGUGGUUAUGUCAGAAGCGAAGCUGUAGUAUCGAUGUUUGUACAGAAACAAAAACAUGCUCGAAGGGUUUAUGCCAAUAUUAUUCAUUCGAUGACCAAUUGCGAUGGAUUCAAAAAAGAAGGUUUUUCAUACCCUUCCGUCACACAACAGAAACAUCUGUACGAACAAUUCUACAAAGCUAUCGAUAUCGAUCCUCGAUCAGUCUCAUACGUUGAAGCUCAUGGUACCGGAACACCGGUAGGAGACGUCGUGGAAGGAACGUCAAUCGAAGAAUUUUUCUGCAAAGGGCGUACUACACCAUUGAGAAUUGGAUCGACCAAAUCGAAUAUAGGUCAUACUGAGGCAUCCGCUGCUUUAUGCGCUAUCGCUAAAAUAAUUGUAUCCUUCGAAACUGGAUUAAUCCCUCCUAAUCUUCAUUUCAAGAAUCCAAAUCCAAACAUCAAAGGUUUACAUAAUGGCCAGCUACAGGUAGUCACAAAACCAACGCCUUUGCAAGGAGAAUAUUUCGCAUUGAAUUCAUUCGGAAUUGGUGGAGCAAAUGGCCAUUUGUUAUUGAAACCUAACAAUAAAAUAAAAAAAUCAAAACAUGCUAAAACUAACGAGAUACCACGAAUCGUAACAGUGUCUGGUCGAACAGAAGAAGCAGUAGAUUGUAUUUUGAAUGAUAUAGAAAAAAAUUGUAACGAUGAAGAAUACUUGGAAUUAUUACACGAAAUUUUCAGCGAAAACAUAAGUGGGCAUCUUCAGCGAGGAUUCAUUAUUUUGCAGGAAAAUCAACCUCCCAUAAGAUCCAAAACACUUUAUUCAGGUGAGGAAAGACCUGUAUGGUUUGUCUUCUCUGGUAUGGGAUCCCAAUGGCCAACAAUGGGCAAAUCAUUGAUGAAUAUACCAGCAUUUGCGGAAUCAAUUUGCAAAAGUCACAAAAUACUCCUAACAAAAAAUAUAGAUUUGAUCAGGAUUAUUACUGAAGAUGAUCCAACAUUAUUCGACAAUAUUCUAAACGCAUUUCUUGGAAUCGCUGCAAUUCAGGUAAUUAUUUCAACGUUUUUAAAAUUUUAUUUGCUUAAAAAACACACCUAUCUGACUUGGGUGUUCAAACAAACAAAAUUAUGCAUUGAUCAAGCUCAAUCUCCAACAAACAGAAAUUAUUCAGAGAUGUAUUUUUUUUUACAGUUAGCUUUAGUCGAUGUUCUGGCUUCAGUUGGAAUAAAACCAGAUGGAAUAAUAGGUCACUCUGUGGGUGAACUAGGAUGCGCAUAUGCCGAUGGUUGCUUCUCAGCCGAGCAGCUGAUUUUAUCUGCUUAUAGUCGAGGUAUAGUAACACCAGAAACAGAAAUAAUGCAUGGGACAAUGGCAUCUGUAGGAGCCGGCUACGAAACCAUGAAAGAUAAAGUUCCAGAAGGAGUUGAAAUCGCUUGUCAUAAUAGUCCAACCAAUUGUACUAUAUCUGGUCCCACAGAAUUAGUUCUACCAUUUAUCGAGAAAAUAAAAGAACAAAAAAUAUUUGUACGACGAAUCAACACUGCAAAUAUUGCUUACCACAGUCGCUGCAUUGCUUCAUUUGGAUCAAAAUUACUUUCACACAUGCAAGAUGUUGUUCCAGAACCGAAACUCCGCUCAAAAAAAUGGAUUUGCACAUCAGCUCCAGAAAGUAAAUGGGACACUGAUUUGAUAAAAUAUUCUUCCGCCGAAUAUCACACAAAUAAUUUGCUCAGUUCAGUGCUGUUUGAAGAAGGUUGUCGCCACAUACCAAGCAAUGCUAUAACCAUAGAAAUUGCUCCCCAUGGUCUUUUAAAUGCAAUACUUCAGCAAUCCUUACCCAAAACCGUCACAAAUAUAACAUUGACUAUGAAAAAUCAUAAAAACGCAGUUGAAUAUUUGUUAAACUCACUAGGAAGGUUGUAUGAAGUAGGAUGUCUUCCCAAGAUUGGUCGAUUGUAUCCUCAAAUUGAAUUUCCAGUCAGUAGGUCUACCCCGAUGAUUUCACCAUUGAUUAAAUGGCAACAUGAUGAAAAAUGGCCAGUCGGUAGAUUAACAAAUGAAGAAAUCUUCACUGAACAGAAUUAUAUGAUUCGAUCUUAUGAUGAUAAAUUUGCAUUCAUUAAAGAUCACAUUAUUGAUGGCAGAAAUUUUUACCCUGGGUUGGGAUACCUGUGGUUGGUGCUACAAACUUUUGCAUCCAUACAAAAAACUACAGCUACAAAAACACCAGUAAUUUUUGAAAAUAUUCGUUUUGAGCGAGCAACUAACGUUCCUAAAAAAGGCUCACUUAUGUUUCAUGUUUCCAUACACAUGAGCACCAACAAUUUUGAAGUAACUGAAAAAGGAACAGCUGUAGCCACCGGUACCAUAAGAAUACCAGAAAACAUCGAUAGAGAAUUGGUUGACAUUCCACCAAUUAACAAUACAGCUUCAUAUUGUAAUGAUGAGUUGCACUUGAAUUCUAGAGAUUUUUACAAAGAACUGAGGUUGAGAGGAUACCAAUAUAGAGGAAUGUUCAAAACAGUUGCUCGAUCUCAGUUCAAAUACUAUGAUGCAGCGUUCCCUGUCCAUUUUUAUCCUCAUCAUAAUCUGUUGAGCUCGGGCGGUAUUCAAAUGAUGGAUUGGAGCUGUAACGCUAUCGCUCGUCAAAAAAACAUGACCAUGCCCUUGAUGAAAAAAUAUCAAUUUGUACCUUACAUCAGCGACGAAAUCAUGGAAUUAAAUGAAGUGAUCAAUGUGUGCAUUCUCAUCAUACUCGAAAAUAUGUUGGAAACACAGGUGAAAACAUUCGAAUUACUUGAGAAUGAAAAUUACUCCAUCGUUUCCUCAAUAUCAUCAAUGAUACUGGAUGUAUUACAAAAUAUACCAAUGAUUCGCGCAAGUGUCAACAUAUCUACUACUUCGCAAAAUACAACGAAAAUUGAGGUACCAGCUGAAAUCAACAUUUCAAAUGAAAAAUUACCGGGUGAUAAAAGCAGUACCUUGGUCGCUUUGUCAAAUAUACUGAAUAAAACCAAUAUCGUGAAGACUAAGCCCAAUCACAAAGUUGUUCAGCUAUUCUGUGAUUCGUACACUUGGAUAUCAAAAAUUCAAAAUGAAUUAGUAACUAUCGACUCUGAAAAAAAUGAAAAACUGAUCGUGUACGCCAAAAAUGAUCCAAAAAAUGGAAUAUUGGGCUUUUUCAAUUGCAUUAGAAGAGAAGCAAAAGGAAAACUUCUAAGGUGUAUUUAUGUGAUGGAUAAAAAUAUGGCUGAUUUUUCACUGGAAAAUACAUCCUACAAAUCCCAAUUGGAUAAAAAUUUAUCUCAUAAUGUUUAUAAAAAUGGCGAGUGGGGUUGUUACCGCCAUUUAUCACUUCUACUAGAAGAAGAUGUGACAACACCUCACACAAUUUGUACACUAGGAGAACGAGGCAACUUUUCAUCGUUCAAAUGGAUUGAAGGACACCUAAAUCCUCUCACGAAAAAUGGAAAUAAAGCAUCUCUUGUUCACGUUUAUUAUAGCAGUCUAAAUUUUCGAGAUGUUUUACUGUCAAUAGGAAAACUUUCAGCACUUGACAUGCCUUGCUACAGCCGUUUAAUCAGUUGCAUGCAUGGGGUUGAAUUUUCUGGAAAAAAUGAUAAUGGAACCCCUUUGAUGGGAAUAGUUCGAAAUACAGGUUUAGCAACACUGGUAGAGAGUGUUCCAGAACUAACAUGGAUAGUACCAGAAUACAUGACACUCGAAGAAGCAGCAACUAUUCCAAUCAUUUAUGCCACAGUUGUGUAUGCUUUCUUUCUAACAAUCAAUUUGAAGAAAGGUUCUUCCAUUCUUAUACACGCUGGAAGUGGCGGAAUUGGUCAGGCAGCCAUUAAUAUAUGUCUUCACUACAAAUGUAACAUCUUCACCACAGUUGGUACUCCUGAAAAAGUGCAGUUCAUCCGAAAAACAUUUCCUCAAAUUCCAGAAAGUCACAUAGGAAACUCGAGAGAUACAUCAUUUGAAAAAUUGAUAAAGCAGCAAACAAAUGGUCGAGGGGUUGAUAUAGUUCUAAAUAGUCUAUCAGAGGAAAAAUUACAAGCCUCCAUCCGUUGCUUAGCUGUUAAUGGACAUUUCUUGGAAAUAGGAAAAUUCGAUAUUUUUAGAAAUAAUACUCUUGGUAAAAAUAACUAUAAAAUAGUCAUUUAUCCUGCAUGCUUUUUUUUGUCUCAAUGCUCAAUGCAAAACAAUCAACAGCAAAUUCACGAGAUUAAAAAUAAGAUGCAGGAUAUGCUCAAUCAAGGAAUCAUUAAACCUAUACAUCGCAUAAUUUUUCACGCAGAUGAAGUAGAAUCUGCCUUUAGAUGCAUGGCGGCAGGAAAACACAUAGGAAAAGUUCUGAUAAAAAUCCGGGAUGAAGAGAAAGAUCGUACAUUCAAACCAACUGUGAUGAAUAUGAAAGCCAAAGCACAAAUCAUUUGCCACGAACUUAAUUCCUAUAUUGUUAUAGGAGGAUUGGGUGGGGUUGGCAUGGAAUUAGCUGACUGGUUGAUCAUCAGAGGGGCUCGGAAUAUUGUUCUCAGCUCUCGAACAGGUAUUAAGAAUGGCUAUCAAUCAUACCGAAUAAAAUUAUGGCGUUCUUACGGAGUUAACGUAGUAAUCUCGACUGAAGAUAUUACAAAAGAAGCAGGUGUCAAGAAAUUACUCCAAACUGCAAUCACUUUAGGGCCAGUGGAAGGAAUAUUUAAUCUAGCAGUGAUUCUCAAAGAUGAUUCAUUCAACGCACAAACUGAGGAAACCUUCAAUACUGUUCUUGGACCCAAAGCAACUGCAACAAUGCAUCUUGACAAACUGAGUAGAAGUAUGUGCCCGCAUUUGAAGCAUUUUGUCGUGUUUUCAAGUAUUGCGUGUGGUUUUGGCAAUCGAGAUCAAACCAAUUAUGGCUAUGCUAACUCAGCUAUGGAAAGAAUUUGUGAAAACAGACACGCUGAUAAUUUGCCUGCAUUGGCUGUUCAGUGGGGAGCGAUUGGAGAUGUCGGUAUUGUGGCAGAUUUUGUAGAAGAAGAUGUAUCAGUUGUUAUAUGUGGAACACUGUUACAAAAAAUUACCUCCUGCUUAGAGACUUUGAAUUUAUUCGUGAAGAAAUCAACUCAUCCUAUUGUCGCCAGCAUGGUGAUUGCUGAAAAACAUAAUUCAGACUCAAAUGUCAUAAGCGCAGUUGCAAACAUACUGGGAAUUAAAGAUCUCAAAUUAAUAAAUCAGUCAUGGACACUACCAGAAUUAGGUAUGGAUUCCAUUGUUGGGAUGGAAAUAAAACAAAUCCUCGAUUCAGAAUUUAAUAAAUUCUUCACCGCUGAUGAUUUGCGAACAAUGACUUUUGCUAAACUAUAUAAAAUGAAAGAUGAAACAGAAAACAUGCCGGAAACAGACGAGAAAAUAAAAACACAACUUCAAGUAUUUAUGGAUGAACGAAUUAUGAAGAAUUUCAUUCUUAAGAUACCAUUGAAUGAAAAAGAUAUUGAGAAACCCAUUGUGUUCAAUGAAAAUUCAACGGUAUUCAUGUUUCCAGGGGUAGAAGGAAUGGUCAUUUCCAUGGAAUCAUUAGCUAAGUGUUUGCCUGGACAAACACUCUGUUUUCAAUAUCAUUUUGGAAGCGAAAAAAUGGGAGAUUUUUCUAUUACAAAAUUGGUCGAUUAUUUUGCAGAUUACAUUUUGAAAAAUUACAACUUCUCCCGUGAAUUUUGUUUCAUCGGACAUAGUUUGGGUGGAUUGAUAGCUAUGAAGGUGGCUGAUAUUCUAGAAAAAUGCGGAAAAACAGGAAUCCUAUACCUGAUAGAGAGUUCACCAAUUUUGUACCAGAAAUUAUACGUUGGAUGGGCUGAAAAAGAGGGAUCUGUAGAUGAUGAGCACCUGCAAAAUGAAACCUGCAUACGAACCAUGGAGACCGUAUUACCCUCAAUAAAUACGACAAUGCAUGCCGAAACCAUAAAAAGUACAAAAGAUUGGGAAUCCAAGAAAAAACUAUGUUUCUCGUUGUUAACUCCUGCAUCAAUCAAUGUAUCACUGGUGGAUAAAAUAUUUGAUAGAAUAUAUUCCUUUGCCAGAGCAUUAACAAGCCACGAGUUCACUCAAGUAUCGCUCCAGUCAUCAUGUGUUUUAAUAAGGUGUAUAGAAAAUCCUUUCGAUUUGGAUGACGAUCUUGGUUUAACAGAGUAUUUCAAGAAACCAGUACAAAUUCACAAAAUCGAUGCUGGCCAUACUACAAUUUUGAAUCAUCCAAAAACUUCGGAAAUCAUAUUGCAAUCUCCAUUAUGGAGAAAAUGA